This is a messenger RNA of Symbiodinium natans, 996 nucleotides long. NCBI's taxonomy places the organism in Eukaryota, Dinophyceae, Suessiales, Symbiodiniaceae. The record is from the annotation of a GenBank genome assembly.
AUGGCGAACGCUGAUGCUGGAAUGGAGCCGCGCUGGCAGCACUUGCUCGGAGAUGCGAACGAUGAAACUGACCCACCCGGUUUCCAGCUCCAUGGAUUCAUCGACCACAACUUGAAUGGAGUGUACAUUCGCAGUCGCGAGACAACACCCGGACAUAUCAACAACAGGUAUCUGUCCUACCGGUGUCUUUCCACCGGUAUCUUCAUGUGGUACCAAGAGAAGAAGCAACGCUACUGCGUGAGCUUUCCCACAGACCCGGUGCAUGGUGACUUAUGGCAAAGAGUGAAGACAGGAGAAGAAUGGGCCGUGGCAUGGUACAGGCCGAUCUUUAGCGCAGCUGGCUCGGUGGGCGAACUGGAGGACCGCUGGAUGGAACAAAACCCGCAAACUGGCUUGUUGGACUUGCACCCCAGAGGUGCCAUCACGUACAAGAAGCUGGAACGUGCGGAGGUUUUUGCCUACCUGCGGGCGCGCGGCAGCAUGGCCCCUCCGGAGACCUCGGAGCCGCCACGGCGUUCAGUCCCAUCCACAAACCCGUACACGCCAGCCCCAAGGCCCGGCAACGUGACACCAACAAGUUUGCUCCCUGCUCUGGCUGGCGACGCAGCGCCAUCGGCCGCAAACCGGCCCGGCAACGUGACACCAACGAGUUUGCUCCCUGCUCUGGCUGGCGACGCAGCGCCGUCGGCCGCAAACCGGCCCGGCAACGUGACACCGACUAGCUUGCUCCCUGCUCUGGCUGGCGACGCAGCGCCGUCGGCCGCAAACCGGCCCGGCAACGUGACACCAACAAGUUUGCUCCCUGCUCUGGCUGGCGACGCAAUCGGCCGCAAACCGGCCCGGCAACGUGACACCAACGAGUUUGCUCCCUGCUCUGGCUGGCGACGCAACGCCACCGGCUGUGGUCGAGGGAGCUCCCGCGACACCUCGGGAGGUCGAGAGCCUGGCACCAGCUCGUCGAAGCCUGCCGCGGCCGAAGCGCCCGCGCACGGGUGA